AUGGCGGAGCCGGAGGCCGCACAACCGGGGCGGCCCCCGCCGGGCCCGGGGACAACGGCGGGGAGCGGUGGGGCUGGAAGCGGGACGGCAGGGGGAGGAGGGGGAUCUAGCGAUCCGGCGAGACCCGGGUUGAGCCAACAGCAGCGGGCGAGCCAGCGUAAGGCGCAAGUGCGGGGGUUCCCCCGCGGGAAGAAGUUGGAGAAGCUGGGGGUCUUCUCAGCCUGCAAGGCCAACGACGCCUGCAAGUGCAAUGGCUGGAAGAACCCCAACCCUCCCACUGCCCCCCGCAUGGACCUGCAGCAGCCAGUGACCAACCUGAGCGAGCCCUGCCGGAGCUGCAGCCACGCGCUGGCGGACCACGUGUCCCACCUGGAGAACGUCUCGGAGGAGGAGAUCAACCGGCUGCUGGGUAUGGUGGUGGAUGUGGAAAACCUCUUCAUGUCGGUGCACAAGGAGGAGGACACGGACACCAAGCAGGUGUAUUUCUACCUGUUCAAGCUCCUGCGGAAGUGCAUCCUGCAGAUGAGCCAGCCUGUGGUCGAGGGGUCCCUGGGGAGCCCCCCCUUCGAGAAACCAAACAUAGAGCAGGGAGUCCUGAACUUCGUCCAGUACAAGUUCAGCCACUUGCCACCCAAGGAGCGGCAGACCAUGUACGAGCUCUCCAAGAUGUUCCUGCUCUGCCUCAACUACUGGAAGCUGGAGACACCAUCCCAGUUCCGGCAGCGCUCGCAGAAUGACGAUGUGGCCACCUACAAGGUCAACUACACGAGGUGGCUGUGCUACUGCCACGUGCCGCAGAGCUGCGACAGCCUUCCUCGCUACGAGACCACCCACGUCUUCGGGCGCAGCCUCCUGAAGUCCAUCUUCACAGUUACCCGCCGGCAGCUGCUGGAGAAGUUCCGGGUGGAGAAGGACAAGCUGGUGCCGGAGAAGCGGACGCUGAUCCUCACCCACUUCCCCAAGUUCCUGUCCAUGCUGGAGGAGGAGAUCUAUGGUGAGAACUCUCCAAUCUGGGAGGCCGAUUUCACCGUGCCGGCCGCGGAGGGUGCCCAGCUGGUGUCUCGCCCAGCCGCGGUCAGCACCGUCGCUGUGCCCACCACUCCGCUCUUCAGCAAGAAGCUCAGCAACAGCAGCUCUGCCGCGAGCAUGGACGCCAGCACCCCGGAGCCCCUGCCAGGGGAUAAGCGGAAGCUGCCCGAGAGCCUGACGCUGGAAGAUGCCAAGCGGAUCCGCGUCAUGGGAGACAUCCCCAUGGAGCUGGUGAACGAGGUCAUGCUGACCAUCACGGACCCCGCUGCCAUGCUGGGCCCCGAGACCAGCCUGCUAUCAGCAAACGCGGCACGGGAUGAGACGGCCCGGCUGGAGGAGCGCCGCGGCAUCAUCGAGUUCCACGUCAUCGGCAACUCGCUCUCACAGAAAUCCAACAAGAAGAUCCUGAUGUGGCUGGUGGGCUUGCAGAACGUCUUCUCGCACCAGCUACCCCGCAUGCCCAAGGAGUACAUCACGCGCCUCGUCUUUGACCCGAAGCACAAGACCCUGGCGCUGAUCAAGGACGGCCGAGUGAUCGGGGGGAUCUGCUUCCGCAUGUUCCCCACGCAGGGCUUCACGGAGAUCGUCUUCUGCGCCGUCACGUCCAACGAGCAAGUGAAGGGCUACGGGACACACCUGAUGAACCACCUGAAGGAGUACCACAUCAAGCACAACAUCCUCUACUUCCUCACCUAUGCGGACGAGUACGCCAUCGGCUACUUCAAGAAGCAGGGCUUUUCCAAGGACAUCAAGGUCCCCAAGAGCCGCUACCUGGGUUACAUCAAGGACUACGAGGGGGCAACCCUGAUGGAGUGUGAGCUGAACCCGCGCAUCCCCUACACCGAGCUCUCCCACAUCAUCAAGAAGCAGAAGGAGAUCAUCAAGAAGCUGAUUGAGAGGAAGCAGGCGCAGAUCCGCAAGGUCUACCCCGGCCUGACCUGCUUCAAGGAGGGCGUGCGACAGAUCCCCAUCGAGAGCGUCCCCGGCAUCCGAGAAACGGGAUGGAAGCCGCUGGGGAAGGAGAAGGGAAAAGAGCUGAAGGAUCCGGACCAGCUCUACAACACCCUGAAGAACCUCCUGGCCCAGAUCAAGACCCACCCCAGCGCAUGGCCCUUCAUGGAGCCGGUGAAGAAGUCGGAGGCGCCGGACUACUAUGAAAUCAUCCGCUUUCCCAUCGACCUGAAGACCAUGACCGAGCGCCUGAAGAACCGCUACUACGUCACCAAGAAGCUGUUCAUUGCCGACCUGCAGCGCAUCAUCACCAACUGCCGUGAGUACAACCCGCCCGACAGCGACUACUGCAAGUGUGCCAACACCCUGGAGAAGUUCUUCUACUUCAAGCUCAAGGAGGGGGGGCUCAUCGACAAGUAGGGGAGCUGGCCUGGACCCUCCUUGGCCACUGGCCCCCCCUCGGGAGGGACAGGGCUGCCCGUGGGACUUGGCCCCGCUCUGUGGGCAGGGGCCGCUGGAGGGUUUGUUGCUGCUGAGCAGCCCUGGGGAGCUGGGCCUUCCCUCUGCAGGGGAGGGGCAAGGGGAGCAGGGGGUGUCCGGUGCUUUUAUCCCCGAGCUGCUGGUGGUGUGGGCAGCGGGGCUGGAGCCGCCUCAUCAGGAUCUGCCCAGGGCAGGGGCAGCACUGAGUUCCUGCCUCUCCCUGGGGGCCAGGAGCCCCCCGGCACCAGCACUUCCCUCCUCUCCAGGGUCGUGCCUUCUGCCCCAGCUCUCCGUGACAGGGCAGGGGCACACAAGUGCUUUGGUUUUGUGCUUCCGUCCACGCACAGGCAGCCCCUGCCCCUCUUGUUGAAUGUACGGCAGGGCUCAGCCCUGCCCGCCCCCGGCUGCAGGCAGAGAUGCUGCUUGUGGUCCAGGGUCCUGCUGUGAGGGGGUGCACUGCCCCUGCACCCCCCAGCUCCUGCUGCCUCUAUCAGCUCUUCCCUCCCUCUGGGGGCAGGUCUGUCUCCAGCCCUGCCUCUGCCCCGGCCAGGAGCCCAAACACAGUCCGUACAGCCCUCCCUGCCCGUACAGCCCUCCCUGCCUGCUCCUGCUGCCAGCCGGGGCUGCCCCUUGCCUGGCACGGUGAGGGCUGGCAUCCCCGACUGCUGCUCCAGCGCCUGGGGCAGGGGGAAGCGCUGGCCCCCACUCCCCCUGCUCUGCGCCAGCUGUGAGCCAGCCUCUGCCCCUGGGUGUGGGGUUGGCUCCUGCUCGCAUCCCCCCCCUUGCUGCCCCCUCCUUGCACCUCGCAGGCCGCGUUCCCCCCGCACCUCCUUGGGUGCUGGGCUGGGGAGCGCCUGACCCCGGCAUUGACCUGUCCCCCACCGUCGCUUGGUCACCUGCUGCCUUACGCCCCGUGCUGUCAUCGCUGUGUGGGUGCUGGUGAUGCUCUGUGGCUCACUGGCCUUGCUGGGGUGGGACCAGCCCUUCUCCCCCACCCA
Molecule: messenger RNA, 3458 nt
Organism: Grus americana (Whooping crane)
Lineage: Eukaryota; Metazoa; Chordata; Aves; Gruiformes; Gruidae
Gene: KAT2A
Product: lysine acetyltransferase 2A
Exons: 18
Coding region: 1-2400 (799 amino acids)
Biological process (GO): positive regulation of transcription by RNA polymerase II; chromatin remodeling
Cellular component (GO): nucleus; histone acetyltransferase complex
Molecular function (GO): protein binding; histone H3 acetyltransferase activity
Source: RefSeq, a predicted model, not a curated record